This is a messenger RNA of Parastagonospora nodorum SN15, 1044 nucleotides long. RefSeq lists its product as hypothetical. Bases 1 to 981 code for a protein of 326 amino acids. Lineage: Eukaryota; Fungi; Ascomycota; Dothideomycetes; Pleosporales; Phaeosphaeriaceae. Gene Ontology annotation, biological process: endonucleolytic cleavage in 5'-ETS of tricistronic rRNA transcript (SSU-rRNA, 5.8S rRNA, LSU-rRNA); endonucleolytic cleavage in ITS1 to separate SSU-rRNA from 5.8S rRNA and LSU-rRNA from tricistronic rRNA transcript (SSU-rRNA, 5.8S rRNA, LSU-rRNA); small-subunit processome assembly. The record is from RefSeq and is a predicted model, not a curated record. The transcript has a single exon. Gene Ontology annotation, molecular function: RNA binding. Gene Ontology annotation, cellular component: nucleolus.
AUGGCGACGCGCAAGCGGAAUGAAUGGCUCGAUGCCGCAGAGAGCGACGAUGAUGAAAGAGGCUACGACUCAGAAGAAGAGAGCAGGGCGCGCAUGCUCCCGUCUGCCAAGCGACAAAAGCGCGAUCAUGACUCUGAAGACGAAGAAGACGCAGAAGACCAGGAGGAAGACGUUGAUCAAGACGACAAGGAAGACGACGAAGACGACGAAGACGACGAAGACGCGACCGACGACAUACCCAAAACUGCUGAACUCGCACACCUCGAAAAACUCGCCGCCGGCCUCCCCUCAAAUCUCAAGCUCCAGACCACAAAACUCGGUAAACCAGUAGCACCCAAGAAAGACAAGUCCGGCGUCAUAUACCUCUCGCGCGUCCCGCCAUUCAUGAAACCCACCGUCCUCCGCUCCCUCCUCACACCGUACGGCGCCGUCGGCAAAAUCUUCCUCACACCUGAGCCCGCAGCGUCACGGACACAACGUCUGCGCGGCGGCGGCACGCGGCGCAAACUAUUCCUCGACGGCUGGGUCGAGUUCCUGCACAAGCGCGACGCGAAAUUCGUUGCGGACAAUCUUAAUGCACAAACAAUGGGCGGUAAGAAGCGCGGCAGGUGGCACGAUGAGGUCUGGAAUAUCAAGUACUUGAGCGGCAUCAAGUGGAACCAUCUCGUGGAGACAAUUCAAAAUGAGAACGCGGAGCGUGCGGCGCGCAUGCGCGUGGAGAUUUCGAGAGGGAAGUCGGAGAAUAAGGCAUUCCUGGAGAAUCUGGAGAUGGGCAAGAUGAUCCAGGGGAUUGAGGCGAAGAAGAAGGAGAAGGAGGAUAGAGGGGAUGAUGGGGAGGGGAUGAAGGCGGCUGAGCAGGUCGUGGAGAAGAAGGUCAAGAAGCCGAGGAGAGAGUUUGUGCAGCAUGGUGUUACGUCCAAGGGCGCAAAGAAACCUGAGCCUGGGCAGGAUGUGAAUAGGGUGUUGAGUAGUAUGAUGUGAGAGGCGUGAGGCGAGAUUUGAUACCAGAGAUACCAAAGUUCAAUUCAAGUUCCGUAUUGCAUA